Sphaeramia orbicularis (orbiculate cardinalfish) is the source of this 2593-nucleotide messenger RNA. Its product is annotated as serum paraoxonase/arylesterase 2-like. Lineage: Eukaryota; Metazoa; Chordata; Actinopteri; Kurtiformes; Apogonidae. Gene Ontology annotation, molecular function: arylesterase activity. Bases 8 to 1072 code for a protein of 354 amino acids. The transcript is spliced from 9 exons. The record is from RefSeq and is a predicted model, not a curated record.
UUCAUUAAUGGCUGCCAUGAAGAAAGUACUGGUUGCUGUUGCUGUUGCUGCUUUUGCAGCUUUCAUUGGAUACAGAAUUCUCAAACUAAAGGAACUUAGUCUUGGCUCCAGGGAAAUACCACUGAAGCACCUCAACUGUCAUUACAUAAAGAAUAUUGAGUUUGGUGCCGAGGAUAUUACAAUACUUAAAGAUGGGAUGGCCUUCAUGAGCACAGGGUUAAAGUAUCCUGGACUACCUUCAUUCUCCGAUGAACCUGGGAAGAUUUACGCAAUGGACCUGCUGCACCCAAAACCAAGUCCAGUAGAGCUGCAGAUCAAAGGGGACCUGGACCUCAGAUCCUUUAACCCACACGGAAUCAGUGUAUUUGUUGAUGAAGAUGACUCUGUGUACCUGUUUGUCGUCAACCACCCUCAGCACAAAAGCCAAGUGGAAAUCUUUCAUUUUGUCGAGGACACCCUUGUGCAUCUCAAAACUAUUACCCAUCCCCUUCUACACAGUGUGAAUGACAUUGUCGCAGUUGGGGUUGAGAGCUUCUACGCCACAAACGAUCACUCCUUCCCUAAUGACAUCCUGCACUUCCUGGUGAUCAUCAUGGGUCUGCCCUGGUGUGAUGUGAUUUACUACAGUCCAGAGGAUGUGAGGGUGGCAGCCAAUGGCUUUAUGUCCUCAAAUGGCAUCAACAUUUCACCUGACAAACGGUAUAUUUACGUUUCUGACAUCCUAGACCAUGAGAUAGAUGUUUUUGAGAGACAACGCGGGGAACAGUUGGUCUAUAUUAAGUCUGUAGCUGUCGGGUCCCUUUGUGAUAACAUCGAGGUGGAUCACAGGACAGGUGAUAUUUGGCUGGGUUGUCACCCGAAUGCCGGAAAGUUGUCCAACUUCGACCCCAAUGACCCACCUGGCUCUGAGGUCAUCCAGAUAAAGAACAUUCACUCCAAGCAGCCGGUGGUGACUCAGGUGUACGCUGACGAUGGUCAUGUGAUCAUCGGCUCCUCUGUAGCAGCUGCUUAUGACGGAAAGUUGCUGAUCGGUACAGUUUUCCACAAAGCUUUGUGCUGCAGUUUGAAAUAGUCUGUAUUCUCUGUCUAUGCUCUUUACAGUCCAAACGUAAAAAUGUUUUACUGAAAUGGCUGGAUUGAUUUAGAAAGAAAACAUUUUUUUAUUUGCUUAAAUCAAGCAACAUGCAUUAAAGAGGAAAAUGUAUUUUGCAGUGUUGGGAGCAACGAGUCAGAUGUGAAAUGUAAUUAACUUACAAAAUGUAAUCAGUUACAGUUAGUAAGAAAAACGUGCAAUUAAAUGACAAUUGCUAUUAAAAUUUUUGAUGAUUAAAAGAGUUUCUUUCUGGUAAAAAAAAAACAAAACAUCUUUAUAUGAGCGGAUUACAUCAAGUAGGGUGGCACUGUCCAUGGAAAACAAAAAUCCUUCCAAAAUCAGAAAAAGCCUUGAAUACAACUGUUUGUUAAAAUGGUGUGUUUCCAAGAGUUUUCACCGAUAUUUCCUUCAUUAUUUCAAACAUUUGUUAGAAAAGGUAAAUACAGUAAUAUUCUGCAGCCCAUUACUUUUUUAAUCUAACUUUCCUAAUGUAAAACUGCAGUAUCAUCUGCACUACAUACAUCAGUAUCUAUUGAUACACAACACUAUUGAUGAUAUCACCUUCCCAUCAGACAGCCACACUGGUUCCACAUUUUGGUUCAUAUAUAGGAUGUGUUCAUAGAACUCUGUCACCCUUUUCCAUCGAUAUCGAUUAAAUCAGUCUCAGUUACUUUGGAUAUUGUGAAUCUGGUUGCUCCACCUUCAGGAUGUUGUACACCUUGCUCUGCUGCUGUUGUAUCUUUGGUGGGAACGGUAAAGAAUAUUCCAUCUUUCUCUGGAUCAAAUGCACAUCUGUCUUUGUUCACCUCACUGUCAGACCCCACACAGUCCUCAGGUUCAGGGUCUCCUUUGCUUUCUGGGAUUAGAGGACAUCUCUUCUCCUGUUUCUUUUUGUUUGCAUCAAUCUUUGCAUUCAUGAACACUUCACUGACACUGAUCAAGCGUCUGUGCCGCGGUGAGUGAUCCAAAAUGGGAAUAUCCAAAAUGUCGCUGCAGCUCUUUGAACGGUUGAUGCUAUUCGAAGGCCUUCUCUCCUUCGCCGACUGCCCGAUCUCCUUGAUGAUGGUACUGUAGUCGUCGUCCCUCUCAGACAGGAAGUUGAAGAUGUCGAUGACGCCUUGCUUUAUUUCUGGGGUUUGCUUCUCCUCUUUGUGCUGGGGUUCUUCUUCACGGUGGAGUCUGUACCUGUUUCUCCUUUUCCUGAGCACCUUGUGAGCCUCUACGACCAUAUGGACAUUCCAGCUGAAGAACAGAGAAAGCCAAGCCAGGCCCAUGUAGAUCCAUAUCUCUGCAAAAACCCGGUACAGUCUGGGGUACUCGAUGUUUGGAUUCACACCUGAAAUGAAGGCAGAAAUUAAUAAAGGAAUAAAGGAAAUGUACAUUCAGUUGUAGAGGAGCUAGAAACUGUACAGUAUAAAGGCCAGUGUUAGUAUUAUCUGCUGAUGUUUAUGAUUGCACCCCAGACCAUCAAGUGGAACCUCUAUUUCAGGAACUGAUGAU